Acytostelium subglobosum LB1 is the source of this 1692-nucleotide messenger RNA. RefSeq lists its product as hypothetical. The record is from RefSeq and is a predicted model, not a curated record. Gene Ontology annotation, cellular component: GATOR1 complex. Gene Ontology annotation, biological process: TORC1 signaling; cellular response to amino acid starvation; negative regulation of TORC1 signaling. The annotation marks the transcript as partial. The transcript is spliced from 3 exons. Lineage: Eukaryota; Evosea; Eumycetozoa; Acytosteliales; Acytosteliaceae.
CAACGAAUGAUGCUUGGAGUCAUCUUUGUUGUACACACCAGUAUUGGUGGUGAUAAGUUGGUGUUUAGAUACCCGGCAGUCACUCGUGCAAAGGUCAGCGAUGAGACGAUGAUGGCAUUCAGACAACAACAUCCUAUAAUGACACCGAGUAAACCUGGUGGAGGUGGAGCUGUUCCAGGUGGUGUGACCAAUGAGAGCGAUAACAAGGCUGGACAGGACCAAUCGAUCAAUCCAAACUCUGCCAAUCUAAAUGAUCCCUAUUAUAUAUACAACCUGUCGUCAGAGAUCUUGACGCCUAUCCUCACACCCAAGACUACACUAUGCGACAAGCCUUUCGAAUUGAUGAUCGAGAACACCAAGUUCAUUGGACAUCCAAUAAUGUUGUCAAACGAUGAUAGUGAUGACAAUGAGGAUGACGACGACGAUGAUCAGCAUCAUAAUGGCGACCCACAGUGCAAGGGAAAGAGCAUGGCCAGUGGAGCGAGGAAUAGUUCAAAGGCUGGCGCCGGUGCUGGUGGAGGAGCAGGAGGAGGUGGAAGCAAUGGACAUCAACACAAUCAAACAACACAUCUCAACAACAAGUCAGACAUGAACUCAUCGAGCAGUAGUGUAAACAGCAGAAGCGUCAACAGCAGUAGCAGUAGUGUCAAGUCUUCAAAAGAUGGACAUGAUGAGAUCACCAUGUUCAACUUUGUCUUUGUACUCUCGUCCAACAUUGGCGAGGCAAACGAUCGAAGAGACGACAGUCUCAAGAGGUCUGCUCUCAAGAUAGCAUCAGCCUUUAGGCAUGAGCAACAAAGGUGUAACUAUAUAUCCAAGCAAGUACAUGAUAUCUUUGCUAUUAGGGAUGGAUGGCUGACAGAGCAUACGUUGGACACGAUCGAUGACAAGCCAAACCAUCAAGAGCUGACGAAUAGGAUACUAAAGUCAAGUAAACUGGGACCAGAGAUCAAGUUGCUGUUCGACUCACUCAAUGGCAACAACGCACCGUCCAGCAUCCGAAUCAAUGGCUGGAUCAAUCUACAUUUGAACAUUAACAACGUGGACUACUACUCUGACUAUCCAAUGCGACCUUAUCACGCCCUGUUGAUCUACUCAGACUCGCUGCCAGUCCCGCCCGGCGACUCGUCGCCCGCGCUCCAGCGACUGCUCGAGGUGACCAAGCCGACCAAGAGUUUCCGCGACCUCCAGCUCGAGACCGACCUGCCUCUGUCACUACUAUAUCGCCUGUCCUCUCACCUGGUCUACUGGCGCAAGGCCAAGAUCAUCAACAUGCUCACAAAGAACAACGUCUACAUCCUAACGCCAAUAUCUGGCGAACAAAAGAUCAACUACCUGGAGCUGGGCAACAAGUUCACGCAGGCAUUCCCCGACUUUAUGCUACAGGACAUCUUGCUGCGGUUCUCCGUCGCGAGGCCACUAGCCGAGCACAUCUCAAAGUUCCACCAGAGCUACCAUGUCAUGUUCCUCUCGGUGGUCUGCUGGCUUCUGGAAAAAGGACUGAUCACACAGCUCCACACAUACAUUCACCUGAUGAUCAGACUCGUUCCAUACUUUAGAGGACAACAUCAUCUGGAAGAGAUCAUGUGGCGAGAGAACAUAUCCAGAGACGACUUGAAUAAGAUACUAAAGAAGUACAAGAACUUCUUGAUACAGGUGACUCAUGAAGGUGAGGACCAGAAUAAAGUGCAG